Molecule: messenger RNA, 4341 nt
Organism: Maniola jurtina (meadow brown)
Lineage: Eukaryota; Metazoa; Arthropoda; Insecta; Lepidoptera; Nymphalidae
Product: probable G-protein coupled receptor Mth-like 3
Exons: 9
Coding region: 433-2628 (731 amino acids)
Biological process (GO): G protein-coupled receptor signaling pathway; cell surface receptor signaling pathway
Cellular component (GO): membrane
Molecular function (GO): G protein-coupled receptor activity
Source: RefSeq, a predicted model, not a curated record
GUUUACGUUUAGUGCUUGUUGAAUUGUUGUUUCGUAUACUUUAUCAAUAUUAUAUCAAGACCGCGUUGUUCAACAUUCAGCGUUGUUGUGUGUUGUUCGCGUUGACCUUAAGAAAGUGCAUAAUAAGUUUCAAAUAAGAUCAGAUAUCAAGGGUUUUCCAGUAUACCUAGUAGGUAUACAGCCAGUAAACACAGUGUUUAGUGGGGGAGCAGCAGGUAGUCGUCUCAAGGACGCUACAGCCUCCCGCGAGUGGUCCAACAAUGAUCACAAGGCGCUCAGGGGCCGGCAGCAUUUAGCCGCCGCCGACGACCUAUAUCGCACGUUCCGUACUCCUCCGCAAUAUAAACAAUGCAGUCCGCGACGACCGACACUCACCACCUGUUAUAACCGUAUUUAUUUAUUAAAAUCACAGCCUCGAGUUUUGUUUAAACAAUGUGGCCUCAGAUUUUUCUAUUCGCAUUCGUAAAUGCGGCGGUGGGUGUUUCUGCUGCCGGAGAUUUUAACGAUGAUCAGCAAAAAGUUUUUCGGAAAUGUUGCCUCGGAAGCCAAAGUCUUAUUAGAGUGAACGAAUCAAGUGCAGGAUAUGAAUGUGUCAAUAGUAAGUCUUUAGAAAAACGUUACCGAAUUUCCAGUGAACCUCUUUACGUGGGUAAAAGUGUAGUGAUCAGACAUGGUUUUCCAAUUGAGUGUGAUGAACUCGAAGUUUUGCAAAUCCGCGUUGCCGAAACUGAACUACAGCCGUGGGAAAAUGUCUGCUAUGACAAGCUAGUUGCUGAGAUUGUAAACGGCAGCCUAAAAUCGAACAUUCCCAAAACAGUAGCAUUAACUUGUAAUCGUAAUGAGGAGAAGAGCGUAUCUGAUUUUAAAUUAAAAAUAAAUCAAAUACGAAAAUGUUGUCCACGAGGACAAAGUUUUGAUACAGAAUAUCAUGAAUGUAAAGUGAAUAUUCAGCGAACCGAUAAAGAUUGGUUGGCAGACAAAUUGGAUUCCAAUAUAGGUGAUAUUUAUGACGUAGAGUAUGGACUCUCCUGUAAAAUGGACGAAUAUUCUGUGGAACUAUAUGAAGAUGCCUUCUUAUUGACAGAAGAAAGAAGUAAUUUAUUGGUAUCAAAUAAGAAUGGAGAAAAAAGCAGCACACUAAUGCCGGGGGAGUGGUGUAUGGAAGCAGAGUAUGGAGGAAAUAAGCGUUUGGCGCAAGUUUGUACGCGCAAUUGUAAUAAAUUCAAUGCUUAUUGUUUAAGAAAAUGCUGCCCACCCGGACAGCACUAUAAAAUUCGUCAUUGUGGCACCCUCGCUAGUUACUGUGUACCCAAUGAAGAUAUAAAAGGCUCAUUUAACAUUUCCUCGUAUUUGGAUCCUCUACGAGAAUACAACAAAAACCUACUGGAUGUAAUGGGCAUACGCAUCGAUUUGCAGUGCCCCGCUGGAAAAUUCGCCUUGAACCGAUCGAGAGCUGAAGAUCAGCAUUGGUUAACCAGAGAUGCUUACCUGGAGACACCAGCCUCUCUCACGAAAGAUUACUGCCUGGAGGUAUUUGAUCGACGGGAGUGCCCCUAUAAUGACGUCAUCGUCAGCGGCUUACUCUGUUUCGAGCCCCAAAAGGCUACAAAGGAUUUCCGCAUUUCAUUCGUAGUUAUUACAAUUUCGUGUGUCUGCCUGGCGCUAACAUUGAUCGUCUAUUGCUCUUUGUCUGAGUUGAGGAACCUGCAUGGAAGAACCUUAAUAUGCCACGUAAGCAUGAUGCUGCUAGCUUGCGGUUGUCUAGCAAGAGUACAGCACAAUAGCAUUCCGGACAGGCACAUCUGUACAUUGUUUGGGUACGGCAUAUACUUCGGCUUUGUGGCGGCAUUUGCUUGGCUCAACGUCAUGUGCUUCGACAUCUGGUGGACAUUUGGGAGUAUCCGUACGGUGAAACCUCUUCGCAAGUCCGGUUCAGACAGGCGGAGGUUUAUUUGGUACUCAGUUUAUGCCUGGAGUGUUACUGUGGUACUUACUCUAACAAUGUUCCUUUUGGACCGGUAUCCUGUAUCCCCAAUAUUGGAUGCCAACAUGGGAGUCGACGCCUGCUGGUUUGGAUCUCAGCAAAAUGGGAAAUUGGAUUGGCCGCAUUAUAUCUUCUUUGUCAUACCGAUGGGCAUAGUUUCGUGCACUAAUUUCAUACUGUGGCUGCUCACGGCUCGGCACUGUGCCCAAGUGAAGUCCGAGGUCCAUCGUUUGCAGGCUGGCUCAGUUGGUGAUCGUGCGAAGAAAACAUUCAGAAUAGACAGAGCAAAGUAUAUUCUUACCGGAAAGCUUUGGGUGGUAAUGGGCGCUGGAUGGGUGUCGGAACUUCUCUCCACCGUAGUGACGGAACCUCUAUGGCUUUGGAAUAUCGUCGACCUCAUGAAUGAGCUGCAAGGAGUUUUUAUAUUCCUCAUACUUGUGGUCAAGCCGAAGGUGUACACUCUUAUUAAAAAGCGGCUUGGUUUAUCACCGACUCCGAUUGAUACAAGGUUGGAAAAGCCGGACGCGCGAAAUAAUGCAACUUCAUCGGGUCGGACCUCUUCUACAUUCCUGUCAAGGACAAUCAGCUCUGAUGAACGCGCUAACCUACGGACUUCUUUACCUAAUAACAUCAAGCAACCUUAGUCUAAAAUAUACUGUGUAAUAAGCGCUCUAUUCAUGACAUUUGCACCAUAUUUGCACAGGAAAUAUUUGCUGAUCUUAAUAAGUAUAUACCUAUAGUGGGUAUAUUUAAUUAAUUUACCUUUUAAUCUAGAUAAUUGUUACUGAUUUUGUAAGAAAUCUGAUGCACUUUGAUUCUUGUGGCAUUUGGCAAACAUUCAUAUUUGGCUGGUCCCCAUUCAGCGCGACAGCCUUUACGGGCUUUGCUUUGCACGACCGGUAGUCGAUGUUAGAUUCAUGAGCCUCGACCACGACAAGCGAGUAACCGUCGCGUCGCGUCGCGUCGGUCGAGGUAGGAAGCAUUGCGACGCGCGACGACGGGACGCGACGGUUACUUCAGCCGCGCUUAGUGGAGGCCCAGCUAUUAUUAAGUAGCAGAAGAUAUUUCUUGUAACAAUCACAAACAAUAUUAGUUCUUAAGUAUCGCUUCAGUAUUAAGUAAUUAAUGGACUAAGACUCCCGCGAAGGCUAGACCUUUAUUAUUUUAUAAAAGUUUGGAUCAUGGUGGCUUUGGCAGAUAUGUAAAAACUCUUACGUCAAAGUAUAAGUGCAAUUUUUUUAUAUUUUCUUCGAAAUAGUUUUAGAAAUUACGUCAUGCAUUACCAGACACUUGUUGUGGCAACCCCUUGCUAGACACUUUUAAAGUUAACAAAUUGUUAAUGUUAUUGUAAAUAAAAAAUAUAUAUGAGUAACUCAUACAUAUUUUUUAGUCGGAACUACAUUUCCAUACUUUUCCAUUACUUAAAUAAAAAAAUUCGUGGUAAAUCGAUCUAUUAUUGUAUUUUGAAAUGCAGUAAAUGGAAUUUUUUUUAAUUAGGUAUUUAUGUUUUAUCUAGUCAUAGGAUUAUAUUCGUAAAAUUGUAAGAGGUAACAUUUUUAAAUAUCUGUAAAUCUGUAGUUAAUAUUUUAGUGAUUUAAAUUUAAAUGACAAUUAUUAUGAACCUAUGUAUUAGGAAUAGUAUUACGAAAUAAACGUUUUGAAACUGAAAACUGCCUGUAUACAAUCAGUAAAGUUAUUCUUUAUUAUAAUAAUUUUUCAACAGUAAAAUAGAUUUUGUUAUUAGGGGUCCUUAAGUCCGAAUGAAAAAACGGGACCCUUAACCCGGCUAGUAUGGGCAGUAGAUAAAAAUUAUAUCCCCCGAUUAUAUCCACUGAUGUCAUAGAAAUCAGUGGAUAUAAUCAGGGAUAUAAUUUUUAUCUACUACCCAUGCUAGUCGGGUAGGAGGAUCACUCGUGUGCCUAUCUGUGCGUAUGUCACUGCCAAUUUGCUCCAAAUCUGGACCAAACAGGGACGUAUAUAACGUAAAAAAAUUAACGUUGAAUAUGGGAGUCAUUGUGAGGGCCAAAAAAAGUUUUAAAUCUCAUUAUUGUGCGAACAAACUUAUACAUCGUACGGAACCCUUUUCAACUCGCAUUUGCCCUGUUUUUUUUUAAAUUUAAACAACGUAUUAUGCCUAUGUUUUUAAAAUCCUUUAAGUAAAUAAAACGACGAUUAAAUAAUUAGAUGUAUUUUUUAUUGCCAUUAUAACACAAGUUGGGCCCAUUUCAGCACCAAUAAUUUAUAUACUUGAAUAAAAAUACAGCAUUAAUUUCAUUUAUUUUAUAAAAAUAUAUCGUUGUUUUUUAACAUUAUAACGAUAGUUACAUGCAUAAUUUUAUUUCUACUGUACCUAUGAG